Messenger RNA from Clarias gariepinus (North African catfish), 1198 nucleotides. RefSeq names its product ubiquitously-expressed, prefoldin-like chaperone (gene uxt). Gene Ontology annotation, molecular function: transcription corepressor activity. The record is from RefSeq and is a predicted model, not a curated record. Gene Ontology annotation, biological process: negative regulation of transcription by RNA polymerase II. Lineage: Eukaryota; Metazoa; Chordata; Actinopteri; Siluriformes; Clariidae. The transcript has 6 exons. The coding region runs from base 206 to 688 and encodes 160 amino acids.
AACAAGUCAGAAUUGAUGCACAGCACGCGCUUGAUAUAAUGCUUUAUUAAUAUUUCAUCGUGAAUUUUUUGGUUAAAAAGAUGUAACGCUUUGAAUUAUAAGGAAUAAGAACAAAUAUCAGUGCUGAAUAUUAGUUGCUAAUGUGCAUCAGAUUGUAGAGAUCAUCAUCUUCAUCUCUGACUCUUUGCUCAGUGAUCUGUGAUUAAUGACGUCACACACCAUGACCUCUGAAAAGCCUAACAUCAAUGAGAAAGUGCUGCAGUAUGAAUCCUUCAUCAGUGAUGUGCUGAGGAGAGAUUUACAGAAGGUUUUGGAGCAAAGAGAUGGUGUGUAUGAAAAAAUAGCACAGUACCUUCAACUGAAGAAUACGAUUAAAAGCAUACAGGAAACUGGCAGCAAAGAAUUAAAGACGGAUGUCGAUCUCGGCUGUAAUUUCUAUGUUCAAGCUCAAGUGCCGGACACUUCUAAAAUCUUUGUCGCCGUCGGAUACGGAUUCUUCCUCGAAUUGACUCUCUCGGAGGCGCUGACUUUCAUCGAGAAGAAAACCAGCCAGCUUACAGAGUACAGCGAGGUUCUCAGCAAAGACGCGGCGAAGAUCAAAGCGCACAUUCGCCUGGUUUUAGAGGGUUUAAGGGAGCUUCAGGGUCUGAAAGACUUUCCAGAGACGGCGAGACGCGAGGUGUUUUAAGUACCUCACGGUGGCGAGGCGAUGGCAGCGACAUCCUUUCCGCCCUUUUAAGACGCAACCACGACUGCAGAUGGCCUGAGCUUGGGGUUUUGCGAAGUGAUCUGUAUUUCAUUGUCACUUGUUUUUUCUUAACAGGUUUUACUGUUGCAUUACUAAAAAUCGAAAGGAUCAGUAUGAAUAGCUGCGACUAUAGUCGUGAUUUUUCUUAGUGGCUGUGAAGGUCCCUUGCCUGAGAUGGUGACUAAUUGCUCUUUGCAAAAAAAUAUAUAUAUAUAUGACUCAUAAGCUUUUGGAAAUGAUGUGGACUCUUGAUGUGUAGUCACCAUGUUAUUAGGCAUUGUGUGCUUCGCUUUUUUGUGCGCGCAGAUCUGAUCCGAGACCUUCUAGCAGUACGUUUUUCAUUUAAAUCUCUAAAGAGAAUCAAGCCUGGAGUGUGAGUGUAAAUGCUUGUGCUCUGAGUCACCUUGAAUAAAAAUACAAAUAUCAAAUAUGUUACGUUUUUUAUUUUUU